AUGAGUUAUACAUUAUUAGAACCAGUGAUUUCGACACACACAGAAAGCUGUGGAAAUAAUUAUUUAAUAGUUGGUUCCAGCUCUAUGCAAGGAUGGAGACCCACUAUGGAAGAUUCUCAUACACAAAUUCUAACACUACCUAAUGAUCCAAGUGCUGCAUUUUUCGGAGUCUAUGAUGGUCACGGAGGUGCGAAAAUAGCACAAUAUGCUGGCAAGCAUUUACAUACAUUUAUUACUCAAAGACCAGAAUAUGAAGAAAAUAAAAUUAGUGAAGCAUUACAACUAGGUUUUAUGGACAUGGAUACGGCUAUGGCCGAUGAUGAGAUGCUAAAGAAUGACUAUGCUGGAUCUACUGCUGUAGUUGUUUUAAUAAAAGAUAAAGUAAUUUAUUGUGCUAAUGUUGGAGAUUCCAGGGCUAUAGCAUCGGUGAAUGGUUUAGUAGAACCAUUAUCAUAUGACCACAAACCAAACAAUGAAUUAGAAACUAAAAGAAUUGAAGCUGCUGGUGGUUUUAUCAUAUCCAACAGGGUGAAUGGCAAUUUAGCUCUAUCCAGAUCUUUUGGUGAUUAUAGAUUUAAAAAAAAUGACAAAAAAAAAUUAGAUGAACAAAUAGUUAUUGCAUGGCCUGAUAUUGAAAUAAAACCAGUUUCAAAGGACUUAGAAUUUAUUGUAUUAGCUUGUGAUGGAAUUUGGGACGUAAUGUCCAACGAGGAAGUUGUUAAGUUUAUACGAUUCCGUGUCAGCAAUGGUAUGGACCCCGAAUAUAUAUGUGAAGACUUAAUGACUAGAUGUCUAGCACCCAAUGGUCAAAUGGGUAUUGGAUGUGACAACAUGACUGUUUUGAUAGUUUGUUUCCUGGAAGACCGUACUUGGAGAGAACUACAAACGAAAUGCUCUAAACCUAUACCUGAAAAAUCAAACAGCCUUAGUACUUCAAGAAAAAUCAAUAGAAAUUGA
Molecule: messenger RNA, 957 nt
Organism: Sipha flava (yellow sugarcane aphid)
Lineage: Eukaryota; Metazoa; Arthropoda; Insecta; Hemiptera; Aphididae
Product: probable protein phosphatase 2C T23F11.1
Exons: 1
Coding region: 1-957 (318 amino acids)
Biological process (GO): protein dephosphorylation
Molecular function (GO): protein serine/threonine phosphatase activity; cation binding
Source: RefSeq, a predicted model, not a curated record